AUGUCUUACUCCUCAAUGGCAGUCCGAUUCUUCACAGCCCCCAAACCGCUUGGUGAUUCUUUGGACACCGAUCCCAAACCACUUGGUGAUCCUACGGACGCCGACCCCAAACCAUCCAGUGAUUCUAUGGACACCGGCAAAAGCAAGAAGUCCGGGCCUGACUCCCAGGGCCAGACAGUCAUGAGAGCAAAUAUCUCUUCUGAACAACCCUCCGCGGAGAUUGCUGAGCCCAAGAGCCAGGGCUUGACUUUUGCAAACCAGGACUCGCUGCCCAAACUUCCUAUUCCUGAUCUGGAGAAUACCUGUCGCAGGUACCUAGAGACUCUGCAGGGCUUGCAAACCCCGCGUGAUCAUGAAGAUACCAAGGCUGCUGUUCGGGACUUUUUAAAGAAUGAGGGCCCUAUUCUGCAAGAGCGGCUGAAGGCUUAUGCUAGUUCAAAGACGAGCUAUAUUGAGCAAUUCUGGUAUGAUUCUUAUUUGAAUUUCGAUAAUCCUGUUGUUUUAAACCUCAAUCCAUUCUUCCUUUUGGAGGACGACCCAACUCCCGCCAGAAAUCACCAGGUGACUCGAGCUGCAUCACUGGCCGUCUCAUCAUUGGCGUUUGUUCGGGCUGUGCGUCGAGAGGAGUUGCCUCCUGAUACCGUGCGGGGAACGCCCCUUUGCAUGUAUCAGUACUCCCGGCUUUUUGGAACCGCACGUCUGCCUACCGAAAAUGGCUGCGUAAUUAGCCAGGACCCCACGGCUAAACACAUAGUUGUUAUGGCUCGGGGCCAGUUCUACUGGUUUGACGUCUUGGACAACAAUAGCGAUUUGAUCAUGAGUGAGAAAGACAUCUCGCUUAACCUGGAGGUAAUCGUUGAGGAUGCGACUCAGACUCCUCUUCACGAGGCUGCCAAGGGUGCUGUGGGUGUACUCAGCACCGAGAACCGGAAAGUUUGGUCGGGCCUACGUGAUAUCAUGACCAAAGAUCGCAGAUCUAACAACGCGGAGUGUUUGAACAUUGUCGAUACCGCGCUCUUCAUUCUAUGUCUAGACGCCACGGAGCCAGCCUCCAUGGCCGAUCUUUGUACUAACAUGCUUUGUGGCACAUGCGAAGUCGUCAAGGGUGUGCAGGUUGGAACCUGUACCAACCGUUGGUAUGACAAGCUGCAAAUCAUCGUCUGCAAGAACGGCAGUGCUGGUAUCAAUUUCGAGCAUACCGGUGUGGAUGGCCACACGGUGCUACGCUUUGCCAGCGACGUGUACACCGACACCAUCCUCCGCUUCGCAAAGACCAUCAACGGGCAAUCCCCAAGCCUAUGGGCAACCAGCAGUCCCGACCCUGCGAAGCGCGACCCACACAGUUUCGGAAAUGUCAGCACGACACCGCGCAAAUUAGAAUGGGACAUGACACCCGAGCUUAACAUUGCGCUCCGCUUCGCCGAAUCACAUCUAUCCGACCUGCUCUGCCAGCACGAAAUCCAAGUCCUGGACUUUGAAUGCUUUGGCAAGAACUUCAUCACCUCGAUGGGCUUCUCUCCGGAUGCAUUCAUCCAGAUGGCCUUCCAAGCCGCCUACUACGGUCUCUACGGCCGAGCUGAGAACACCUACGAACCAGCCAUGACAAAGAUGUUCCUGCACGGACGCACAGAAGCCAUCCGCACCGUAAGUCCCGAAUGCAUAGACUUUGUCACCGCAUUCUGGGGCGAGAAUGCCGCCGAACAAAAGGUCGAUGCCCUCCGCAUCGCAUGCCAAAAACACAGCGCCGCCACCAAGGACUGUUCAAAGGGCCAGGGCCCGGACCGUCACCUCUACGCCCUCUACUGCCUCUGGCAGCGCUCCUUCGACGAGGGUCUCUUCCCGGACACCAGCUCAACUGGCGGGUACUCCAGCCCUGGCGAAACACAAUCCCAAACCCAAAGCCAGUGUCCUGAAUCACCGAAGCUCUCCUCCUCCUCCCCUUCAGACGACGGUUUCUCCUCACAGGGAAGCAGCACGCGCGGCUACCGCACAGUAACGACGCCAACACCCGCAAUCUUCGCCGAUGCCGGCUGGGACAAGAUCAAUACCACUAUACUGUCGACCUCGAACUGCGGAAACCCUUGUCUGCGCCACUUCGGCUUCGGCCCUACGUCCGCCGACGGCUUCGGUAUUGGCUAUAUUAUCAAGGACGAUUCGAUCUCGAUCUGCGCGAGCUCCAAGCACAGACAGACGUCGCGUCUCAUGCACACGCUCGAGACGUAUCUGUUUGAGAUUCGGAAGUUGCUGCGCGCGACCAAUCGCAAGGCGACGAGUCCGCGUACUAGUCGGGCGAGAGAGACCGAGGCGUUUGCAGAGAGCUUGCAGGCGGAGACGAAUCGUCGCGGUCGACUUGUAAGAGGUGGGGGUGUUGAGACUCCUACUUCUGCCGCUGAGAGUAGCUAUAUGGAGGAUGAUGGUAUGGGAGGAUAUGGUUUCUUCGAUGCUGGUAUGCUUCUCCAUGCGCUCAAGGGUCUCAGUGCGGAGCGGGAACAACGCGGGGAGAAAUCUGUUAGGCGGAGAUUUGUGGGGAAGAAGCUUCAUCUUAAUGAUUAUUGA
Messenger RNA from Penicillium roqueforti, 2556 nucleotides. Its product is annotated as choline/carnitine O-acyltransferase. Gene Ontology annotation, biological process: carnitine metabolic process. Lineage: Eukaryota; Fungi; Ascomycota; Eurotiomycetes; Eurotiales; Aspergillaceae. The record is from RefSeq and is a predicted model, not a curated record. Gene Ontology annotation, molecular function: carnitine O-acetyltransferase activity. The transcript is spliced from 4 exons. The coding region runs from base 1 to 2556 and encodes 851 amino acids. Gene Ontology annotation, cellular component: mitochondrion.